This is a messenger RNA of Leptosomus discolor (cuckoo roller), 1425 nucleotides long. It is a transcript of the gene PPARD, whose product is annotated as peroxisome proliferator activated receptor delta. Gene Ontology annotation, molecular function: DNA-binding transcription repressor activity, RNA polymerase II-specific; zinc ion binding; RNA polymerase II cis-regulatory region sequence-specific DNA binding. Gene Ontology annotation, cellular component: nucleus. Gene Ontology annotation, biological process: cell differentiation; positive regulation of fatty acid metabolic process; negative regulation of transcription by RNA polymerase II. The record is from RefSeq and is a predicted model, not a curated record. NCBI's taxonomy places the organism in Eukaryota, Metazoa, Chordata, Aves, Leptosomiformes, Leptosomidae.
GCUAGCAGGAACAGCAGCCUGGUGGGGUCCAUCUCGGCUAGACGCGGAUGAUGCCAGAGCUAUGACAGGGAUUGCAGUCUUGGCACUGAGGGGUGAUCAAUUAUGGAACAACUACAGGAGGAAGUACCUGAGGUCAAGGAAGAGGAGGAGGAAGAGGCAGUGAGGGUGGCAAGCGGAGCCUCGGACCCAAGUGGAGGACCAGACAGCUCGCUGCCUUCCAGCAGCUACACAGACCUUUCGCAGAGCUCCUCUCCCUCCCUGUCGGACCAACUGCAGAUGGGCUGCGAGGAGGCGGCCUUGGGAGCGCUGAACGUGGAGUGCAGGGUCUGCGGAGACAAAGCCUCGGGGUUUCACUACGGCGUGCACGCCUGCGAGGGCUGCAAGGGCUUCUUCCGCCGGACGAUCCGCAUGAAGCUGGAGUAUGAGAAGUGCGAGAGGAGCUGCAAGAUUCAGAAGAAGAACCGGAACAAGUGCCAGUACUGCCGCUUCCAGAAAUGCCUCUCGCUGGGCAUGUCCCACAACGCGAUCCGCUUCGGCCGCAUGCCGGAGGCAGAGAAGAGGAAGCUGGUGGCGGGGCUGACGGCGAGCGAGAUCAGCUGCCAGAACCCGCAGGUGGCCGACCUCAAAGCUUUCUCCAAGCACAUCUACAACGCCUACCUGAAAAACUUCAACAUGACCAAAAAGAAGGCGAGAGGUAUCUUGACCGGGAAGGCCAGCAGCACCCCACCUUUUGUGAUCCAUGACAUGGACACCUUGUGGCAGGCGGAAAAGGGACUGGUGUGGAAGCAGCUAGUGAACGGCAUUCCCCCCUACAAGGAGAUCGGGGUGCACGUCUUCUACCGCUGCCAGUGCACCACGGUGGAGACUGUGCGGGAGCUCACCGAGUUCGCCAAGAGCAUCCCCAGCUUCAUAGGCCUCUACUUGAACGACCAAGUGACUCUGCUGAAGUACGGGGUGCACGAGGCCAUCUUCGCCAUGCUGGCCUCCAUCAUGAACAAGGACGGGCUGUUGGUGGCCAACGGGAACGGCUUCGUGACCCGCGAGUUCCUGCGUAGCCUGCGCAAGCCCUUCAACGAGAUCAUGGAGCCCAAAUUUGAGUUUGCCGUGAAAUUCAACGCGCUGGAGCUGGACGACAGUGACCUGUCUCUGUUUGUGGCCGCCAUUAUCCUGUGCGGAGACCGUCCUGGCCUGAUGAACGUGAAGCAGGUGGAGGAGAUCCAGGACAACAUCCUGCAAGCGCUGGAGUUUCACCUGCAGUCCAACCACCCGGAUGCCCAGUACCUCUUCCCCAAGCUGCUGCAGAAGAUGGCUGACCUGCGGCAGCUGGUGACGGAGCACGCCCAGCUGGUGCAGAAGAUCAAGAAGACGGAGACAGAGACAUCUCUGCACCCGCUUCUACAGGAGAUCUACAAGGACAUGUACUAA